GUUGGGCGUAGAAAAAUCAUUCCAGACCCAACUGCAACCAGUAGUUUUCGAUGAUGACGGCAUCCCGAUUCCCGAGCUAGACGGAUCCAUCCACGACAUUUUCGAAAACAAUGAUGCCGACGUCGUUGACCCAGACUUGAACGACGACGACGAUAUCCAGUCGAUCCACGAGAUGGGGGCCCCUCAACUAAGAAACGGCGAAAUCGCUCGCAUCGUCGACUUCCGUUCCGCCAACGAGACAGGUCACACAUCCGAGUACUCAUACAACUCAAUCAUCAACACCCACACGGGCAAGUUCAUCGACCAGAUAUGGGCGGGGCCAUGCCAUUGGAAGUUGAAAUUUUUGAGGAGGUCGACAGCUAGAUUCUCUGGUCAGCAGAAGAGCAUAACCUCGACCAAAGAGCACAGGCAAGCUAGGAAGAAAGCCGAGCCGGAAAUGAUCGACUUCACAAAGGAGAUCGACAUCGAUCUGUCCAAGAAGUUGGUCAUCAAGAAGAAACAUCCGACUGCCGAUUUUAAUAAAAUCACGUUACCUCUUUUGGACCAGACUUGCGCUAAAAUGUUAGCCAACAUCAAAGAACUGAUGCUCAAACCGGGAGUUUGUCCUCUGGAGAAAAAAAUCACUACUGGCAGUGAAAACGAACAACUGGAUUAUGAAGUCAGUCCGUACAAGUAUGAGAACCCUAACGAUUCUCAGUAUUGUGCGCAAUCUCAUGAUGAUGAUGACAAUGGGGCUAUGGACGGACCCAUGGAAGACCAUAUAGGAAGUGAUAAUGAAGUGGAAGAACACGUGAACAGGGAACAACAAUGUAACUUGGCUGAUAACUUGGUCGACAAUCCAGAAAUGGUGCCAAAGUCUUACGUGGCUUAUGCCAUGAAAGCUAAACAGAUGGACAUGAAGAGGCUCAAAGCAGCUGUUUGGCACUUUUUGACGAACCCCACCGUUACUCUAAUUGAUCAGGAGACUCAACAGAAGCAAGUGCACUCUACCACAUUCUCGAAAAUGUACAAGGAUCUUCCGAAAUUGCUCCCAGACAAAGAACGCCGGGAGUUAUCCUGUCCGCUGGCAUUCGUGGCUCUCCUCCACUUGUGUAAUGAGAAAAAUUUGGCGCUCGAACAGAUUUCGACAUAUAAAGAUUUCCGCAUACAUGGGCCAAUAGGUUGAUAUCUAGUAAAUAAUCAGUUUCGAAACACUCUGCUCAUUAAAGUUUUGAAUUAGAUGACUAGUUGAAUAUUUAUAGCAGCAUUUGAAAGGUAUCCUGAAAUUCUCCUUUGACGAGAUACAGGGAGUCUGAAAAUUAUUGUAAUUGAACACAUUUUAUGUGCUGAUACUCAUUUUAGAAGCAUAUGAAAUUUCUCGUUAUAGGUCGUCGGCUCCUAUAAUAACGAUCUGAAUACAUUUGCCUAUUUUUAUAUUUUGUACUUUAACAAAAAAAAUACAAACAUGAGAGGUA
This is a messenger RNA of Leptinotarsa decemlineata (Colorado potato beetle), 1454 nucleotides long. Its product is annotated as condensin complex subunit 2. Gene Ontology annotation, biological process: mitotic chromosome condensation. The record is from RefSeq and is a predicted model, not a curated record. Gene Ontology annotation, cellular component: condensin complex. Gene Ontology annotation, molecular function: chromatin binding. NCBI's taxonomy places the organism in Eukaryota, Metazoa, Arthropoda, Insecta, Coleoptera, Chrysomelidae.